AUGUCUGAUGCUACUGACUCGAAGCUAAGUAGCAAUGAGUAUGCUUUUCCUAGAGGAGGAGCUACUGGAUUGACUCCGCUAGAAGUGAAGGAGAUUUCAAAUGAAGCAACCAAAGAUGUAUUGUUUGAGGUAGCGAGUCAGAAGAAGAGAACCAAGAAUACAACCGAUUCAGAAAAUCCUAAAAAGAAGCAACGCACUAGUAAAAAGAAAGGAUCAAAAUCGGAACUGUUAAAGGAUGGCGAUGAUGAGGACGAGAAGAAAACACAAAUUGAGUACUUGUCAUUUAAGAAUCUAGUUCCCGGGUCGUUUGUGUUUGGACAAAUUCAAGCGAUAAAUAAGUUAGAUAUUGUGUUGGCAUUGGGAAAUAACUUGGUUGGGUAUGUGCCAAUCACUGCGAUUAGCUCGCACGUUAUUGAUUUAAUCAAAAAGUAUGAGGAGGAAAGUGAAGAAGAAGAAGAAGACGAGGAAGACUAUGAUGACAACGGUACGCUCAUAAACUCAAAGCCUGAGAAGGUAUUUCCUGACUUGAAGUCUAUUUUCCAAAUUGGCUCAUGGUUGAAAGCAAAAGUAGUUGAAACUGAAACUUCAAACAAGAAGAGAAUAGAGAUGAGCAUUGAACCAGAAAUUGUUAAUGCUCACCUAGAAAAGGAAGACAUAGUUUCGGGAAACAUCUUGCUGUGUUCAGUCAAGUCCAUUGAAGAUCAUGGUUUGAUAUUGGAAAGUGGCAUUGAGGGUCUUUCUGCGUUUGUUUCAAACAAGGAGCUCAAAAAUGCAGAAAUAGAACCUAGUACUUGUGCACAAGGAUUGGUAUUCACCACAACAGUUGUAUCCAAGCCUUCGGGAAGAAUCAUUACUGUUAAGCCCGCUGUUCCAUCUACUACAAAAAAGCUUACUCCAAUCACCACAAUCUCAUCCGUUGAUGCCAUACAAGUUGGUGCUAUCGUAGACGCCCUCGUGAGUGAUGUAACUGACUCUGGUAUUGGCGCAAGAGUAUUUGGACUUGUUGAUGGUACGAUUAAUUUCUCCGAUGUUCAAAUCUUUAGUGUGGAGGAGUUGAAACACAAAUUUGCCAUUGGAAGCAAUGUCAAGGCUAGAAUCAUGGCAAUUUUGCAAAAAGGUGGUGUCCGGAAGUUAGUUCUUUCAUUGGUUCUGCACUCGUUGCAGAUGGGCGAUGGAACUUCAAGAACUGAAGCUCUUGAGGCUUUUCCCGUGGGGCAUGUUUUUGAUGUUGUGGAAGUGCUCGGUUCUGACCAAGAAUACAUUUUUGUUAAGCUUGGAUUAUCCACAUUCGGUCAAAUCCACAAUUCAAAUAUUGACGAUUCAAAAACAUUGAUUGACUACAGCGUCUCCAGUAAGCACAAAGCGAGAGUUAUUGCGUAUAACAUGGUUGACAAUUUGUACGUUUUGACAUUUAAACCUUCAACUAUUGAAGCACCUUAUUUGAGUGUAAGAGAUAUACCCGUUGGAACCCUUCUACCCAAUUGUGAAAUCACGAAAGUUUUGCCAGAUUCAGGAGGUAUUCAAGUCAAGCUUUUGGAUGAUUUCCAAGGAUUCAUUCCCUCAAAUCACAUGUCGGAUAUAAAACUAGUGUACCCUGAAAGGAAAUUUAGAAUUGGCUCUAAAGUUAAGGGUCGUCUUUUAUCCCACAAAGGGAAGACUCCAUUGGUCACGGUAAGAAAGUCGUUAGUAAAUUUAGAAGAUGAUGACAUACUCUCAAACUUUGAGGAUGCAAAGAUCGGCAUGAAGACAAACGCCACUGUUGAGAAAUUUGUCCAUGGAGGUGUUAUAGUAUCCUUUUUUGGAUCACUUCGUGCAUUCUUACCUAAAACUGAGAUCUCAGAAACUUUUGUCGAUGAUGCAUCCAAGUACUUGAAACUUGGCCAGGUGGUUAAUGUCAAGAUUUUAGAUAUCAACGAAGAUCAAAAGCGUUUGGUGGUAACUUUAAAACAAUCAAGUCAGUUGUCGACAUCACAAAAGACUGAGAUUGCUAACUUGAUUCCUGGAAUUUCUGUUGUUCAAGCUGUUGUCGUUGAAAAGAAGAAUGACUCGGUAUUGAUCGAGUUAGAAGGCUCGAAUCUUAGAGGAGUGGUUCACGAUGGUCAACUCAGUGAUGGAAACUAUGAACAAAAUAGAGCAUUAUUUAAAAAGACUGAGAUCAACUCUAAAUUGGAAGUUUUGAUUUUGGAGAAGGAUUUUAAAGCACGAACUGUUAUCGCCACUGCCAAAAAGUCUCUUAUUGAAGCAUCGAAAAGGAAACAAUUGCCCACCGAUUUCGAUGAUGUCCAACCAAAUAAAAUCAUUAAAGGUUACGUCAAGUCUGUCACAAAUCUAGGACUAUUUGUUUGUUUUACUGGGAGACUAACAGGGUUGAUUUUGGCCAAAUAUGUCUCCAAGACUGCCCAUGAAGAUUUGUCAAGAAGGUUUUACAAAUAUCAAUCCUUGGCAUGCCGCGUUUUGAGUGUUGAUACUGAGAAUAAGAGAUUCUUGUUGACUAUUGCCGAUAGUAACGAUACUGAGGGGGACAAUUUGACCAACCCAGUUGAUUCAACGAAAAAGACUGUCGAGGACUAUGCUCCUGGUGUUGUUACUAAAGCAAUUAUUAAGUCGGUUAAAGGUACUCAGUUGAAUGUUAGAUUAGCAGACAAUUUGAAUGGUCGAGUUGAUGUAACCCAGUGCUUCAAAUCCAUAAAAGAUAUUAAAAACUUGUCGCAACCAUUGUCUGGAUUUCACAAAGGUGACGAGCUCAAUGUGAAGGUUAUUGGUGUUCACGAUGCCAAGAAUCAUACAUUUCUACCAAUCACUCACAAUAAAGCCAAUAAGCAAACAAUUAUAGAGUUGUCCUUACAAGACGCAAAAGUUAAUAGAAAGCAUUUGAGUGCCUUGAAACUUGCUGAUGUGAAGAAAGGAGAUGAAUUGGUUGCAUUUGUAAAUAAUGUUGACCGUGGGUUUGUUUGGGUGUCGAUUACCCCCUCAAUAAAAGGACGUGUUUCAUUUAUGGAUUUAUCAGAUGAUGGUACCAUUUUCCAUAAUUUCGACAAUAGGUAUCCAAUUGGUGCUGCUGUGCAAGUUAAAGUUAAAGAAGUUGAUAAUGAGCAUCAAACUUUGGCUUUAACUUCGAGAGAACAUUAUAUUCGCAGUUUUGACGAUGUGAAGAAAGGUAAGACAUACCCAGCACGUAUUAUUAAAGUUAAGGACCUGUACGUGUUGGUAGAUCUUGGUGGGAAGGUGAUUGCUUCAUCUUUCAUCACCGAUGCAUUGAACAAUUAUUCGGAUAAAUUGGAUCAUGGAUUCCACGUCAAUGAGUACGUUGGGGCAAAAGUGUUGGACAUAGAUGCAGAUCAACAAAAGAUUUCUGUUAGUUUGAGGGAUGAAGAUAGCACUGACAGAACAAUCGACUCCUUUGAAGAUUUAUCUCGAGGUGAUAUUGUCAAAGGUUUUGUUAAGAAUGUGAGCACCAAUGGUGUUUAUGUUUCAUUGGGAAGAUCUGUCUUUGCGUUAGUGAGAGUUUCUGAUUUGAGUGAUUCGUACUUGAAAGAUUGGAAGAAGUUUUUCAAACCUAAUCAAUCAGUUACAGGUAAAAUCAUCAAUUGUAAAGAAGAAGGUAGAAUCUUAAUGACCUUGAAAGAAAGUGAAGUUAACGGAGAAUUGAAAACCAUGAAGACAUUUGAUGAUUUAGCUGUUGGUGAUAUAUUUGAAGGUCAUGUGACCAAGACUACUGAUUUUGGUGUAUUUGUCAAAUUGGAUGGAACUGUAAAUAUCAGCGGAUUGUGUCAUCAUUCAGAAAUUUCAGAAAAUGAUGUCAAAAACGUGAUGGCGUUGUUUGGAGAGGGGGAUCGUGUAAAGGUGAAGAUAUUGAAGAUUGAUCCUUCUAAGAAGCAAUUAUCUUUGGGAAUGAAAGCCUCCUACUUUGAUGAUACUCAUGAAGAGGUUGAUGAUGACGUUGAAAUGGAAAUUGCUGAGGAAGAUGAAGAGGAAGAUGACGAAACUAGUGGAGAGAGUGAAAAUGAAGAUGUAAUCAUUGAUGCUGAAGAAGAGAGUGACGACGAUGAUAACGAAGAGGAAGAAGAAGGAGAAGAAGCCGAAACAUCAACAACCGAAUCUAACGCUUUAUCCACAAACGGUUUCGAUUGGACAGCAUCCAUCCUAGAUCAAACUGAAGAUCAUGAUUCCUCCUCCGAUGAUGAAGAUUUCAUGAGUAAUUCAAAGAGUUCAAGGCCAAGGAAAUCUCGUAAACAAACUCGAGUUGAAGACAAGACCAUUGAUUUAAACACCCGCGCCCCACAAUCUGUUGCUGAUUUUGAGAGGUUAUUAAUUGGUAACCCAAACAGUUCUAUUUUGUGGAUGAAUUACAUGUCAUUUAAUCUACAAUUGAGUGAAGUUGAUAAAGCUAGACAAAUUGGUGAACGUGCUUUAGAAACUAUCAAUUAUCGUGAAGAACAAGAAAAAAUGAAUAUUUGGAUCGCUUUGCUAAACUUGGAAAAUACAUUUGGUACUGAUGAAAGUUUAGAUGCAGUAUUCAAAAAAGCAUGUCAAUAUAUGGAUUCAUUUAUAAUUCAUCAAAAAUUGGCAAGUAUUUUAAUAAUGAGUGAGAAAUAUGAUCAAGCACGUGAAUUGUUUAAAGCCAUGGGUAAGAAAUUUGGUCAAAAUGUUUUAACUUGGGUCUUGUAUGGAUCAUUUUUAUUGGAUCAAGAUUUAAAUAAUGAAGCUCGUCAAGUAUUAGCCAGAGCUUUACAAGUUUUACCUAAACGUGAUCAUAUUGAAGUUGUACGAAAGUUUGCUCAAUUAGAAUAUGCCAAGGGAGACGUUGAACAAGCAAGAUCGUUAUUUGAAGGAUUGGUUGCUGAUGCCCCGAAGAGAAUUGAUUUGUGGAAUGUGUACAUCGAUCAAGAAAUCAAGUAUGGUAAUGGUGGUGAUGGUGAUGAUGACAACAAGGAUUCUUCCAAUAAGCAACAAAUUGAAAGUUUGUUUGAAAGAGUGAUUGAAAAUAAAAAAGUAUCACGUAAACAGGCCAAGUUUUUCUUCAACAAGUGGUUGGCAUAUGAAGAAGGUCAAGGUGAUGAGAAGAUGGUUGGUAAAGUCAAAGCCAAAGCCAUUGAAUAUGUGCGUGAAAAUGAGUAG
Messenger RNA from Lodderomyces orthopsilosis Co 90-125, 5118 nucleotides. RefSeq lists its product as uncharacterized. Bases 1 to 5118 code for a protein of 1705 amino acids. NCBI's taxonomy places the organism in Eukaryota, Fungi, Ascomycota, Pichiomycetes, Serinales, Debaryomycetaceae. Gene Ontology annotation, molecular function: RNA binding; protein binding. The transcript has a single exon. Gene Ontology annotation, cellular component: small-subunit processome; nucleolus. The record is from RefSeq and is a predicted model, not a curated record. Gene Ontology annotation, biological process: rRNA processing.